This is a messenger RNA of Somion occarium, 1701 nucleotides long. The record is from the annotation of a GenBank genome assembly. NCBI's taxonomy places the organism in Eukaryota, Fungi, Basidiomycota, Agaricomycetes, Polyporales, Cerrenaceae.
AAGUGGCCUCCUUCAUCUUUCCCUCAGGAUCAUCUGCGAAGCUUCUACCUCAUACAACGGGACGAUUGCAUAACUGGACACAAGCGGUCGACGUUUCUCAAAUUCACGAUGUCCGGCGAAAAGAAAUCUGAAGGCCUUCUUCUCAAUAGAAAUAGUGUCGAGAAGAUCGAGGUUGAACAUGUCAAGUCCGACGAUUCGGAAGAAACAUAUGACUUUGGCGGAGAAUCGACGCUUCCGCGUCCCCCGAAGCUUACGCCUGAACAAGAGAGGAAACUCUACAGAAAGAUCGAUCUCAGGAUAAUUCCUAUUGUCACGCUUAUGUUCUUGACCGCCUUCUUGGACCGAGGGAACAUCGGCAAUGCAAAACUUCAAGGGCUAACAACGCAACUCAAUUUAACUGAGAACAAAUAUAACGUUGCGCUCACAAUGUUCUUCAUUCCAUAUUGUCUUGUCGAAUGUCCCUCCAAUCUUGCGGUAAAGAGACUGCGGCCCUCAAGGUGGUUGCCAGGCAUAACGGUUGCUUGGGGUAUCGUUACGGCGUGCAUGGGUGUUGUUAAAACCUAUCCACAGCUUAUCGUAAUGAGACUGUUACUUGGUGUGGCUGAGGCUGGUUUCUUCCCUGGCGUUGUUUUAUGCUUGACGUGGUGGUAUCCCAGACAUAUGCUUCAGUUCAGAGUCGGUCUCUUUUGGGGUGGCGCUACUCUCGCUGGCGCGUUCUCCGGGCUGCUCGCAUUUGGUAUUUCAUUCAUGAAUGGAAGAGAUGGUCUGCUGGGAUGGUCUUGGAUAUUUAUCAUUGAAGGUAUCGCAACGAUCGCAGUGGGCAUUCUCGGAUUCUUCUUCUUGGUUGACUUUCCGGCAACCGCAUCAUUCCUUACGCCUGAAGAACGAGCCUACAUCAUCUGGCGGAAGAAGUAUGACAAUUCUACUGUGGGCGAGGAGGAACAUUUCGCACUGAAACAUGUCUGGAUGGCGUUCUCCGAUUGGCAGUUGUGGAUACACAUACCCAUCUAUAUGUCCAGCAUUGGGCCUUUGUACAGUAUAUCAUUCUUCCUUCCUUCAAUCAUCAACGGUUUUGGUUUCAGUGCUACAAUUAGUCAGCUGCUCACAGUACCUCCAUAUAUUUGCGCGACGAUCAUCACAAUCCUGUUUGCGUUCUGGUCCGAUCGAGUUCAGAAGCGUUCACCUUUCAUACUCGCAAGUCUAAUCAUGUGUAUCAUCGGAUUCUCUAUUAACAUCUCCCGCGCACCAAUUGGCGUGAAGUACUUUGGGACCUUCUUCUGCGUAACCGGAAGUUACGCCGCGUUCCCUGGGGUCGUCUCUUGGCUAGGAAACAAUAUGGCUGGCCAAUAUAAACGUGCCACAGGAAUAGCAGUGCAUAUUGGAAUAGGAACUUUUGCUGGAGCUAUCGCUUCAAAUACCUAUCGCUCGCAAGAUGCCCCACGAUAUAUCAUAGGCCAUGCCAUCGCACUUAUGUUCGUUGGCAUUGGGCUUGUCGCAACCCCUCUCAUAGUUAUUAUCUACGUCAGGACCAAUGCGAAGCGAGAAGCAGACCUGCAGCGCACGCAAGAGAGGGGCACUAAAUAUAGCGUGAAGCAAUUGCGUGAGAUGGGUGAUCGUGCGCCUGAUUUUAGGUACACGUUAUAGGAGCGUGUACCAGCUACGCAGUAACACAGGAAAGAACCAGUGGCUCAUAGGUGAUUU